AUUGUUUCUCAGUAUCCAGUACAUGCUGAUUAUCAUAAAGAAUCUUGAAAACUGAAGUUCACAACAGACUUCCCCUGUUCACCUCCACAUCGCUUGGGUUGCCCGCUGCUCUUUUACCUGAAACCGACGAAACCCUUCCACCACAAUUGUCUCCAGCAUACCAUUUUAAUUCCUCUCUUUAUUCUCUCAUGGCAAACUUCAUCCGACAUCGACCCCUCCUGACAGGAGCGCUCACCAUAGUAACCGUCAGCAGCGCGGUCGCCUAUGUCACCAAGCGACGACUCAACCAGUCAUGCCCGACGAUUGCAAUCACAAAACUCACAAAGGCAAGCGCAUGUCGCAACCUAAUUGAAAUACCAUCUGAAGAAGCCACGCCGACACCAUUGGGCGUUACAAAAACAACUCUGCUAUCAUCAUGGUCAGGCGGCGACAAGACCUACUGGGUCCCAUCCUUUGUAGCAGUCCAAGCAGAGGUGCCUAUAUCGCAACUUUCGCAAUAUGGGCUGUUCAGUGAUGAUGGCAAGGAUGACAAGAAGCAAGACUUGCAUAGUCUAUCGAAGAAUCUCGUUGCUGCAUUUGUAGAUGCACGCGCGACAGGUUUAGAAACAUCGGUCUUGGACAGAGAAGUGCCGCCGUUAUCCUUUGCCACUUCUUCUCGUUUAUUUGGACGCCCAAGCGAGAUGGGAGCGUUCAUGCUUGGGACCUGGGAUUCGGAGCAUGGGAUGAAUGUCCGCCCAUCGGACUUGCCUUCUGAUGCUCCGAAGCCGGUCACGGAAUUUUGUUCUAAUGAAGAAGCUGUCAAGUAUGGAGGUGCUAAGGAUACAGCUGGUGCUGUGAUGUACUGGAUGUUUCCAAAAGCAUUGGUCGAAGGAGUUGACAAGGCUGCAUCAUAUGGCCUGCCGUGGCGAUCGAUGGAGGGUGGAUUUCAGGAGUUCAUUGUUGAAAGGGUAUCGGAUGACAAGGCGAGGAUAACAUAUGUCACUGUUGAAUGCACUAAUUUGCAUCCUCUUGGCCAGACAGAGCGGGAUUUCAAGAUGUUGCCUUGGCUGCUUUAUGAGGCGCAUGUUCUUUAUGCACAAAUACUGUGGUCGAAGACUUUGAGGCAGUUACAGCGAUCGCAGACGACUGUGAUAUAGAUGUGUUUAAUUAGUUAAUGUAACCACUCCGCUUAUU
Aspergillus costaricaensis CBS 115574 is the source of this 1173-nucleotide messenger RNA. RefSeq lists its product as uncharacterized. Lineage: Eukaryota; Fungi; Ascomycota; Eurotiomycetes; Eurotiales; Aspergillaceae. The transcript has a single exon. Bases 189 to 1136 code for a protein of 315 amino acids. The record is from RefSeq and is a predicted model, not a curated record.